AUGAUCGCCAAGAUUUACUUUUACAUUACGCAUCCAUGUGUUUUUAUAAUUUUUUCACUUGUCUUGCUACACCUUGAGACUACAACUGCCAACCAAAAUAUAGCAGUGGGAGGAGAAGAAGAUGAUGCUAAUGGUGCUAUCAAGAAAUGUUCUGAUGAAGAGAGGCAUGCUCUUCUUAAUUUCAAAUCACACCUUCAAGACCCCGAUGGCUCUCUCUCCACAUGGAGAGAUGAAGAAGAUGACUGCUGCAGAUGGCAUGGAGUGACAUGCAACACCCAAACCGGCCAUGUCACAAGGCUUGAAAUGGGCUCGAGUGGUCUUGUAGGUAAGAUUAGCCAUUCACUGCUGAACUUAACCUAUUUGAAUCAUCUUGAUCUUUCACACAACUAUCUUUAUGGAACCAUUCCCACGUUCAUUGGUUCCAUGACUCUACUACGUUACCUUCAGCUCGCUGGCAAUAAUCUUAAUGGAACCAUUCCCAGAUCCAUUGGUUCCUUGACCGAAUUAAGUUUCCUUGACCUUUCAUAUCUCUCUCUUUAUGGAACCAUUCCUUUAGAGUUGGGAAACCUCACAAACUUACAAGUUCUUUCUCUUGGAUUUGUUGGAAGGUGUAGAGUAGAAAACAUAAAGUGGUUGUCUCAUUUAUCUGGUUUGCAAACUCUUAAUAUGGAUGGGAUUUCCCUAGAUAAAGCAAACCAUUGGGUAAAUGUGAUUUCGAGUUUCCGAAAUCUAUCAUAUUUAAGUUUAAGGGGAUGUGAGCUCUCACAGGUCAUGUAUCCAUAUUCUUCAUUUGUUAACUCUUCUUCAUCAAUUGUUUUCCUUGAUCUUGGAAACAACAGUCUCAACUCCUCCAUGUAUCAUUGGUUGUUCUCAUUAACUAGCAAUAGCCUUUUUGAUCUUGAUCUAUCUUACAACAUGUUAGAUGGGAUACCCAAAUAUCUUGGUAACCUCUCUAAUUUGGAAGUUUUGAAAUUCGAGAACAAUUCUGCUGUGAUAAAAUUUCCUGAUUUUCUCAAAAACUUGUCUGGAUGCUCAUCCCUUACAUUAGCAUGGUUAUAUGCUUCAAGAAGCCAUUUUACAGACACAAUUCCUCUCGAGUUUUGGAACACGUGGCCUUCUCGAUUACAUCAUUUGAAUCUCUCUUCCAACAACAUCAGUGGGAAAGUACCAGAUUUAUUAUCAAGUUUUGAUGAUAAUCCAGUGAUCGAUUUGAGUUCCAAUAGAUUUUAUGGUCCAAUACCGAAUUUUCCUUCAACUUUGAAAUCAUUAAAUCUUUCCAGAAACAAAUUCUUUGGAGGAAUCUCUUUUUUAUGCCAAAUUGUCCAUGGGUAUUUGGAGUUUCUUGACCUAUCUCAUAACUUUCUAGCAGGAAAACUUCCAGAUUGUUUGUGGCACUUCAAAGAACUCAAAGUUCUUAAUUUAGGAUACAACAAUUUGUGUGGAAGGAUUCCUACCUCGAUUGAAUCUUUGUUCAAACUUGAGGUGUUGUAUUUGUAUAACAACGACUUCUCUGGAGAACUGCCUUUGUCUUUAAAGAAUUGCACAAGUUUAACCUCGUUAAAUUUGGGGGUCAACAGGUUUUCUGGUAAUGUGCCUGUUUGGAUUGGGGAGAAUUUAUCGGGCUUGUAUGUUCUCAUCCUAAGAUCAAACAACUUCUUUGGAACCAUCCCUUCACAAUUAUGUCAAUUAGCAUAUCUUCAAGUUCUAGACAUGUCAAUGAAUAAUCUUCAUGGAACUAUCCCCUCAUGUUUGGAUAAUCUUACAAGCAUGGUUCAAGAAGGGUUCUCAGAGAAACAGAAUAUACAAAAAUAUUCAAGUGAGAGUGAAGGUGGUGGGAAUGGAAUAUCUGAACUUUGGAGAUGGUUUUAUAUUGGUGGGAUCACUGGUUUUGCUACUGGAUUCUGGAUAGCAUGUGGUGCUUUACUUGUCAACAAUCGUGGAAGACAUGCUUUCUUUCACUUUCUUGAUAGCUUCACAGAUCAGGUUUAUGUGAAUGUAGUUGUGUUUGUUGUAAAAUUACAAAGGGUUGUACGUGCGUAG
Molecule: messenger RNA, 2040 nt
Organism: Lactuca virosa
Lineage: Eukaryota; Viridiplantae; Streptophyta; Magnoliopsida; Asterales; Asteraceae
Source: the annotation of a GenBank genome assembly